This is a messenger RNA of Oncorhynchus gorbuscha (pink salmon), 3546 nucleotides long. RefSeq names its product sentrin-specific protease 6-like. Gene Ontology annotation, biological process: regulation of kinetochore assembly; protein desumoylation; regulation of spindle assembly. NCBI's taxonomy places the organism in Eukaryota, Metazoa, Chordata, Actinopteri, Salmoniformes, Salmonidae. Gene Ontology annotation, molecular function: SUMO-specific endopeptidase activity. The transcript is spliced from 16 exons. The record is from RefSeq and is a predicted model, not a curated record. Bases 139 to 2619 code for a protein of 826 amino acids. Gene Ontology annotation, cellular component: nucleus; cytoplasm.
CCACGCCCAGACCCCCCAUCCGACCCCAUACCCACCAGCACCCCUCCCCAGGAGCCAACAAUUUACAGCUGAGGAAGAACAGCUUCUAUGGUUCGGCCUCGACCUUGAGGGGCGCCGCCGCUGCGCGUGGACACUGUGAUGAACCCGCCCAUCCCAGUACGCAUUACCACCCGGGCCGGCCUGCUACUGCCACACAACGGGAGACCCGUGGGGACUGGGCUAGUGGGGAGCUGCUGCGCCGGGAAAGUCGCCGCCAACAAAGGCAGGAGGACGGCGGCCGCCAAGCUACACAAGAUCAACGACCCCAUCGUGCUGUCCAGUGACGACGAUGAGGAGGAUGAAGCCGACGACGGCAGCACUGGUAGCGUCAACAGGCUGGACAGCGUCUCCCCGCUGCCCGCUGACUCGGCCCACUCCUCGCCAGCGCCCUCCGGAGGCAGGGUCGAGGCGGCAGUGAAGAGUAGCGCAGGAGAGGAGCAGGAGGAGAUCACCUCUGAUUUCUUCUCCGACGUCGACAGCAGAAUCUCGCUACCCAAAAGGAACCGAAUGAAAGAUCAGUUUGGAAACCAAAUACCUGACGACUCUACACCCAGGAAAAAACAGAAGACCUCCCCCUACAAGCUGGACAGCAUCAUCCUGGACUGUAGGAGCGUGAGAGUAGGAACUCUUCGCAGGAUGGUGACCAAACCUGUCAUUUUUACGGGCGAUUACAUUCAACUUGAAACUGAAGUGCUUUGUAUCCCAGGCCCUGAAGUGGAUUCUCUGGAGAAGGUGCGUCUGCAAGCGUCUGGGCUUAUCAGCUGUGAGUGGUGCAGCGUGAGGAAGCUACCCGUGCUCUUCUUCCAGACCACCCAAGAGGAAUGUCUGCGGCUUCGCACCCAGCUCAAGAUGACCCGCGACAAGGGAGGCCUGUGGUACGACUGUGCCAGCAACGACUCUGACGAGAAGUACAUCGUGCUGAUCUUUGAGAACGGGCUGUCGUUGCACGAGCAGAUGAUUCUAGAGGAGAUUCUACAGGAGAUCGGCCGAGUCAACAAACUCAACGAGUUCCCCACUAAACUGCCGUUUGAUGAAGCUAACAUCAGAUUGGUCAACUACAACAAAGCAACAAAAGAGAAGGUAAAGAAUAAUAACAACAACAAUGGCGGUAAAGCCAACAACACACCGCCACCAACAGUGCGGACACGCAUGGCCACACGGCAGCAGACCAGCACCUUCUUCGAUGAGGAAGACGAUGACAUGGCUGAGCUCCAACCCACCUUCACUGGACCAAUCGUAAAGUUGAUGGUGUACCCACCUCCUCCAGCCAAGGGGGGCAUGUCGGUGACUAACGAAGACCUCCACUGCCUUAACGAUGGAGAGUUCCUAAACGACGUCAUCAUAGACUUUUAUUUAAAAUAUUUAGUUUUGGAGAAGUUGAAAAAAGAAGACUCACAAAGGAGUCACGUGUUCAGCUCCUUCUUUUACAAGAGGCUCAACCAAAGAGAGAGGAGAAACAUCCCAGACACCACCAACCUAACGAUCCAGAAGAGGAAGCACAAUCGGGUGAAGACGUGGACCCGACAUGUAGACCUGUUCCAGAAGGACUUCAUCUUUGUUCCCAUUAACGAGUCAGCCCACUGGUACUUGGCAGUGAUCUGCUUCCCAGGCCUUCAGGGCCCUCAGUUUGUGGCCAACCCCCUAUACCAGGCCCCGGAGUCAGCACCAGGGCCAACACAGGCUGCCACUCAGGGCAGCCCCCCUGACCACUGCCGGCCCCUGUCUCCAGAGCCAGACCACUUUGAGCCUCUGUCCCCAGACAGAGAGGAACCCGUGGCCCCCUCAGAGAAGCUGUCCCUCAGUGCCACCGAGGCCUCCUCAGGGGGCCACUCUCACAGCGAGCAGCCAAAGGGUGCCUCCAUCUGUCCCAAUGGGGGCCAAGAGCCUCCUAAGACCUCUGGAGCCAGGGUGAAUGGACAGGUCAGCGCCCAGCCACAGUACACAGAUGGUCUGCACAGAAUCAGUGUGUGUUAUGGAUCAGGAGGUGGCAAUGGUGAUGACACCCAUACCUUUUCAGAUGAUCAAAGCUCCUGCCAGGAUGAGUGCAGUGAGGAUGGUGCACUUGCUGAGGACCCGGUUACCCCUGAGAGCUCAGAGUGUACCUCCAAACCCACCAUCUGUAAACAGCCCUGCAUUCUCAUCAUGGACUCGUUACGUGGCCCUGCCAGAUCUUCAGUCGUUAAAACAUUACGAGAGUACCUGGAGGUGGAGUGGGAGGUGAGGAAAGGAAGUCAGAGGAGUUUUGGGAAGGAUCAGAUGAAGGGCUCCAACCCGCGUGUGCCUCAGCAAGAUAACUUCAGCGACUGUGGAGUCUACAUCCUGCAGUAUGUGGAGAGCUUCUUUGAGAGUCCACUUGCCAGCUUUCAUCUCCCUGUGAACCUGGCGGAAUGGUUCCUGCAGCAACGGAUGAAGACUAAACGCGAGGAGAUCAAGGAGCUCAUUCGAAAGAUCCAAUCCCAACAGAAGAAGGAGGCGGGCCAGGGCUCAGCCAAAGGCUCUCCUGGAGAACAGGAGGUGGGAGGAGAGGAUACAGAGGAAGGUGUAGAGAUACAGAUCCAGAACUUUCCCGUCAGCCCCUGAGGUGCAUUGUCUGGUCUGACACGGCUACCUACCUACUCUCUUUUCCUUUGACAUGACGGUCCUAUCUAUCGGGUGGGGCUCCCGCUGCCUGGCCAAGCCUGGAGGUCGGUCCGUCUGCCUUCCUGCUGCCAGGGCCUGAUUACAUGCUGCUGGAAUACCCCCCCCCCCCCCCCCCAUUAUUUCCUAACUGUCCUAUUCCUUCCAUUUACAACAAAACAAAACAUUUUACAUUUGUAUUGAAUAAAACGUGUACAUAUGCUGGAUGUUUUUGCUGCCUUUGAGAUUUACUGUUUUUGAUGCCGUGCUAUACAUGGAUGAUCAUCAUCCAUAUCUGUUUUCUUCAUAGAUGUUCAUUUUUUUCGGGUGCAGAAUAUACUGUUCCGCUCUUGUAUCAUAUUUUUUAUGCAUCUGACUGAGUUGUGUAGAGAACUUGCUGUUAUUUGUCAUUUAUAGCCAUACCGGUCUGGAAGAAAGUAUCAUUUUCAAAAUCCCAGUACCUCUCUUGAAUUGCUUAGCCAGUGCUUGUUAAAGGCCCAGUGCAGUCAAAAACAUGAUUGUCCUGUGUUUCAUAUAUUUCUCCACACUAGGUUGGACUAAUACUAUAUGAUAAUACUGUAUAAUGCCCUUUUAUUGUAAUAGCUGUUUGAUGGGAUGAAGACAUCACAGCUAGUUUACCAUUUUCCCCUCCCCACUCGGACCCCUCCCAGAUAGUCCUAGCUAAAUUCUUGCCUGAGAAAUUGGUCUUUGCUAAGAAGCUAUUUGUUGCUUUUUGACCAUUUUUUAAAUUGAAAACAAUCACAGUAAGGUACUUACUUGUUUCCCAGAUAUGAUUUGAUAUUGAUAUAAAAAUGGCUGCAUUGAACCUUUUUUAAGUCUCUUUAUGUGAGUGGAUGGAUCUUGAGCAUUAAACACAGAGAUGCAAGAGCA